GGGAAUGACCGCUUUAAAAGGAGACGAGUGCAGUGCAAAACGUGUUCAGUCUCUCUCAAGACGUCCAUUAGUCUACUCUCACCAUGAAGCCCGAAGUCUUUAUCGGGUUUGUGUGCUGGCUCUCUGUUGUUUCAUCAGCUGCUAUUGAACACUCAAUCCAUGCUCGUGAUGCUCCUGCUGCUCCUGCUGAAACAAUUAGUCCGGCACCAACUCAGGAUAGUUCAGCAGAGGGACGUGCAGUGCCAUACAUUAUGCAGUCCGGUCAAGGGUUACCUCCGCCUCCUGUUCCUCAACCAGGUGGAGUUUACCCACAAGUUCCUAAUGCUCCAGGUGGUCCAACUGCAUUUGGCACUGGGGGAUCAGCUUACCAUGAUCCUGCUGACAUCCGUGAAGAGGUCACCACUAACCUUGAGUGCCAGAAAACUUACAUGAACAUCUAUUUCAAGUUUUCCAAGCCUUUUGGUGGUUUCAUCUAUCCGUAUGGCUUCUUUGAUAAGUGCAUUUUAUUCGUGGGUCAUGGAGAGAAGGAAGUCAAGUUAACUAUGAGCCAAGACAUCUGUGGAGCUCCACCACCACCUCUUGUUCCUGGAUAUUCUCAACGAACCAACCCAUUCAUUGAGCACCGGCUGAUGAUUCAGUGGGAUACUGAUUUAGUUCAGGAGUACGACACAAACAUUCUUAUCCGCUGCGAUAGGCCCGAAGACUACAAUCGUACCAUCAAGUUUGAUUUGUCUUCUGUAGUUGGAGAAAGCAAUCAGGCUAUUGUGCGGACACACCCUGGACCAAAACUGUGGAUGGAGAUUCAGGAUGGAGAAGGUCCUACUGCUCCUCCUGUUCUGGGUCCCGUGUUUUUGGGCCAAACCCUUUCGUUGGUCUUUACUUUGGGCGACGAUGUUUUCAACUUCGACUCCAAUGUCUUGAAUUGUUGGGCAACUGAUGGCAAGACCAGUCAACCUCUUAUUCCUUACGUCGAUCCUAGUCAAAGUGCUGCCCCAGCACGUCCUUUAGUCACACAGCUUCAAGUGAUUGACGCUUCUUGCUCUGUUAAGCCUAAGCUCUUUGGUAAUUUCCAGAAAAUUCGUGAGUCUACUCCUACAUUGAAAACCACAACUGAAUGGGUUCUCUUCAAGGCCUUCCGUUUCCCUACUACCGCGCGAGUGUUGAUUCAGUGUGACAUUCAAGUUUGCUUCGAAAAGUGUUAUCCCCAGACUCCUUGCAAUGUGCCUUAUAAUUCCCGGACCAAUCGUAAACGCCGUGCAGUUGUUAAUUCCACUGAUACUAGCAACGAAGUUAAUCCUGAAAGGUUGUCCAUGUAUCGAGCUAUUGAAGUGUUCCUUCCGAAAGACGAGGACAACUUACCAAUGGCUGUGGUAAAUGGAUCCGCCGAUAUGCUAUCCCGCAUGCUGAUGCCCCGGACAGAUUGUUUGUCUCCUUCCACUUUUUAUGGCGUCAUCCUGGGACUGGGCAUCGUUCUUUUAAUCAUCAUUGCAGUUGUGGCCGUUUACGUUCAACGACAAGUUAAGAAAAACCGGUCUUCUAAAUAGAUGUAAUGCAUGUUCGUUGCUAUGUCGUUAAUGUUUGAUCAGAGAUACAUAUUUAUCGAGGCCCUGAUA
Molecule: messenger RNA, 1613 nt
Organism: Daphnia pulex (common water flea)
Lineage: Eukaryota; Metazoa; Arthropoda; Branchiopoda; Diplostraca; Daphniidae
Exons: 10
Coding region: 84-1544 (486 amino acids)
Source: RefSeq, a predicted model, not a curated record